This is a messenger RNA of Cyprinodon variegatus (sheepshead minnow), 11089 nucleotides long. RefSeq names its product FRAS1-related extracellular matrix protein 2-like (gene frem2b). The record is from RefSeq and is a predicted model, not a curated record. Gene Ontology annotation, cellular component: membrane. NCBI's taxonomy places the organism in Eukaryota, Metazoa, Chordata, Actinopteri, Cyprinodontiformes, Cyprinodontidae. Gene Ontology annotation, biological process: cell communication. The coding region runs from base 149 to 9493 and encodes 3114 amino acids. The transcript has 24 exons.
AACAGCGCACAGCUGCUGGGAGAGAAUGCUGCAGGUUCGCCCUCAGCUCAGGUGCGUGAUUUUUGUCCAACUCCGCUUUUAUUCACCUAUAACUUUAAUUGUUCAAGAGUGCAUGCACGAAGUUUAAAGCUGCAGCUCCGCUCUCCAAAUGGCUUGGAUUAUUCCCUCUCAUCUGCUCUGGACUGGCGCUGCUUUGCUUCUGCUCGCACUGAUUCUGACAGGUGAUGCAGCCGCGAGCGUUUCUGACAGCUAUGGAUUAUCGUACGCCCUGAGGCCUGAGCUCUCGGAGGACACCAUACUGGUAGCCAAUAACGGGGUCCGCGCGCCUUUCGGGAGAUCCGUCUUCAUUGAUCCCAUUAACGAUCUGGUGGUUCAAGUUCAGCCCGGCGACAGAUGCAGCAUCACAGUUUUGGACAACGACCCGCUGUCUCAAAAACCUGGACACUUGUCUCCGAAAAAGUUCCCGUGUGAAUUUGGCCCCAAUGAUGUGAAGUAUUCGCACUUUGGCUCCCGGAGUCCCCCGAGUGACAGGGUGAGGUUACAGCUCAGGUAUGACACCCAGACGGAUACAAUAAUAAUCCCAUUCAUGAUGGAGGUGGAGGUGAUCUUCACACAGCUGGAAGUGGUGACCAAAAACAUGCCACUGACUGUUGACAAACUGCUGGGCACCAGUAAUCCCAUCGAUCCAGGGAUUUUGGAGUUCACCUUUGAUAGAAACGCACAGACGUGUAAAAUAACUUCACUCACAAGUGGCAACGUGAUUCCCAGAUAUGGGAAACUUGUGGAUGAGGAAAGCCUGGGAACAUUGGUAGAUUGUGAUGAAUUCAUUAGGAUGAACAUCCGUUAUCAGCAUACUUUUGCCUCAAAGUCACCAAACAGGGAUUAUAUUCCCAUGCUUGUGGAAUUAUAUGAUAAAGAAGGCAAUGUGCUGAAGCAGGAAUUUUUCCAGAUUUUGGUGAGAAUAAAAGAGGGAGAGGACAACACGCCUCCUAAGCCCAGCUUUGUUGCCAUGAUGAUGAUGGAAGUGGACCAGUUUGUGAUGACAGCAAUAACCACUGACAUGCUGGCUGCUGAGGAUGUGGAGUCUAAUCCUGAUGAAUUAAUUUUCAACAUCACUUCCUCUCUCUCCUUUGAGGAGGGCUACAUAGUCAGCACGGAUGACAGGAAUUUACCAAUAACCUCAUUUUACCAGGGAGACCUCAAAGAAUUAAAAAUAGCUUAUAAACCUCCUGCUGUGGAUUCAGACACUGAGAGGAUUUUCCAGAUUGAGUUUGAAGUCGUGGACACCGAAGGGGCUGUUUCAGACACGUUUGCCUUCAUGAUCGUUGUCAAGCCGAUGAACACGCUGGCCCCUGUGGUUACCAGGAACACCGGUCAGUUAUUGUAUGAAGGCCAAUCCAGGCCGUUGUCUAGUUCACAGAAUCUGGAAAUCAGCGAUGAGGAUAAUUUAGACAAAGUCAGAAUUAGCGUCAUUGAUGGUUUGAGGCAUGGAGAGUUGACUGUUGUGGGAUCCAGGAGGAAAUUCUUCACCCCAGCUGACCUUGAUGCUGGAGCAGUCAUUUAUCAGCAUGAUGGUAGUGAUACAUAUAGUGACAAUAUUAUCUUCAGGAUGACGGACGGCACAAAUGAAGUCGAGUUUUUGUUUCCCAUCACUGUUGUGCCCACAGACGACGAGGCACCUAUUAUCAAUGCCAACACUGGUUUGAUUUUGUUAAAAAAUCAAGUCAUUCAAAUCUUCCCAUCUACGCUUAGUGCUGCUGAUAUCGACUCUGAAGAUUCUACAAUAAAAUUUGUGCUGGAGCCUCCCUAUUCAACAGUGGGGCAGGUGUUGCUGCGUCAGUCUGAGGCACCAAAGGACCCAUCUACUUGGAAGUUUAAUACAGAGGAUGAAAUGUAUGAGAAAGUAGUGACUGAGUGGCUGCAGCAGGAUAUUAUCGAUGGAAAAUUGUUCUAUAAGCACACAGGCCCCCACAGCACCAGCACAGUCAUGGAUCAGUUUGUUUUUACAGUGCAAGAUGACAAUGAUCCCCCUAAUCAGUCUGGCAGGAGCACAUUUAUAAUCAAAAUUAUUCCUGUUGAUGACCUCCCACCUGAACUUUACCCCAGCACUACCCUACAAAUGACUGUACACGAGUAUCAGCUCACGUACUUUCGGAAGAAAUUCCUCCGUUACACGGACCUUGACUCAGAGGAUCGGGAUCUCAAAUACACCAUCAUCCAACCGCCUACAGACACAGACGAGAACAGUCCUGUUGUACUGGGAGCCCUGGUAUUGACUGAAAACCCAAACACUGAAGUCACAACUUUCACACAGGCACAGAUUAACCAUCACAAAAUAGCUUAUAAACCGCCCGAUCUUGAACUUGGAAUUACCACUCAUGUUUUGCAGUUCAAAUACACAGUGGAGGAUGUCUCUAGAAAUAGUGUCGAGGGAGUUUUUACAAUAUUCUUAAAACCUGUGGACAACAAACCACCUGAAAUAACAAAUUCUGGUUUUAGCGUACUGGAACGUGGCAGACAUAUCCUCACCAGAGGAGAGCUGGACACAACAGACACAGACACAGACAGCAGCAAAAUAAUCUUCACUAUUGCACAGCCUCCUCUUCAUGGCCAGGUGCAGUUUAUAUUCACUGAAAUGACAAUGGGAGAUACAUUCAACCUAGAGCAUAUCGAAAAAGGAAUGAUCUCUUAUAUUAAUAAUGGCGAUGAAUCAACUGUAGAUUUUAUAAAAAUAGAUGUCAGCGAUGGGGUUCAUACUGUUCCAAUUACUAUAAAGAUUACAGUUAAGCCAAUUGAUGAUGAAAUUCCAACAAUCAACCUACCAGCUGGGACAAUAGGCUCCUAUAUAGAUGUACUAGAAAACGAAGCUACAGAAAUCACAAGUAAUGUGAUUCAGGGAAGAGAUGAGGACACAGAUGACCUUCGUUUGACCUUCAUUGUUGAAGACAAGCCAUCACUUGGUGAAAUCCUGGUGAAAGGGGUUCCAUCGAGCACUUUCACUCAAGCUGAUAUUAUUAACGGCUUUGUGGUGUAUGCUCAUACGAGCGGAGAGAUUGGCUUGAACACACGAGAGGACUUUUUUAACCUCACGCUUACCGACAUGUCUGAUGAGUGGACUAUAGGAGGAAAUAAAAUUACUGGUGUCAGAGUUCAUGUAACUAUUCUUCCUGUGGACAGCCAGGCUCCAGAGGUCUUUGUAGGGCCACAGUUUACUGUUACUGAGGGCGAAAAAAAUGUAAUUCAGAUUCUUCAUAUAAGCGCCGCUGAUGAUGACACCCCUAAUGAUGACCUCCUUUGUACAAUUAUUGUGCAGCCAACUUCAGGGUAUGUGGAAAACAUCUCUCCGGCCCCAGGCUCUGAGAAAUCCAGGUCUGGGACAGCUAUUAGCGCCUUCACCAUUAAAGACAUUAGACAGAAUCACAUUUACUAUGUUCAAAGCAUUCACAGAGGAGUCGAGCCAGUGGAGGACAGGUUUACCUUCAGAUGCUCUGAUGGCAUCAAUUUCUCUGAAAGGCACUUUUUUCCCAUCUCCAUAAUCCCCUCUAAUGAUGAAAAGCCUGAGAUUUACAUGAGAGAGUUUGUGGUUAUGGAGGGGAUGAACAUAGUUAUUGACACUCCCAUCCUGAACGGUGCUGAUGCAGAUAUCCCAGCCGAUCGGCUCACAUUCUCUAUCAUCAAACCCCCCAGGCAUGGUUUUAUUCUCAAUCAGCUCACAACCGGCACUCUCCCUGUGUCUAACUUUACCUUGGAUCAGAUCAUUGAUGGCUCUAGUAUUGUCUAUGAGCAUGAUGACUCAGAGACAACAGAGGACAGCUUUGAAAUUUUCCUCACAGAUGGAAAAUUCAGUGUGGAGAAAACAGUAAUUGUUAUGGUGAUCCCUGUGGAUGAUGAAACCCCUCGGAUGGCUAUCAAUGACGGCCUAGAAAUUGAGAUUGGUGACAUUAAAGUAAUUAACAACAACAUUUUAAAAGCUACUGAUUUGGACUCCGAGGAUAGUACACUGACUUAUAUCAUCAAGUUUGGUCCUGGCCAGGGCUAUUUGCAAAGAGCAAUGCCAUCUGGUGAAUUGCAAAAUAUCUCAGUUGGGAUGAAUUUUACACAGCAAGAAGUAGAUCAGGGAUUGAUUUUGUACAUCCACAAUGGGCAAGAGGGAAUCCGUGACCUCAUCAAAUUCGAUGUGACCGAUGGAAUAAACCCUUUGAUUGACAGAUAUUUCUACGUCACGAUUGGUGGCAUUGACAUAGUUUUCCCUGACGUGAUUAGCAAAGGAGUAUCCCUUAAAGAGGGAGGCCGAGUUACCUUGACAACUGACCUUCUCAGUACGAGUGACCUGAACAGUCCAGAUGAGCAUUUAAUUUUUACAAUCACCCGCGCUCCUGUUAGAGGACACCUGGAAUGCACAGACACACCUGGGAUGCCAAUCUCGUCGUUUACACAGCUCCAGCUGGCCGGUAACAAAAUCUAUUAUAUUCACACCGCUGAUGACGAGAUGAAAAUGGACAGCUUUGAAUUCGAAGUGACCGAUGGCUACAAUCCCGUGUUCCGCACUUUUCGCAUCUCCAUCACAGACGUGGACAAUAAGAAGCCCGUGGUUACGGUUCACGGCCUGGUGGUGACGGAGGGGGAGAAUAAACUUAUCACACCUUUUGAACUUACGGUUGAAGACAGAGACACUGUGGACCGCCUGUUGAAAUUCACAGUAACUCAAAUCCCAGUUCACGGUCGCCUGCUGUUUAACAACAGUCGGCCUGUCACUUCUUUCACAAAGCAAGACCUAAAUGAGAACAUGAUCAGCUACCAGCAUGAUGGCACAGAGAGCACAGAGGACAGUUUCUCCUUCAUUGUCACUGACGGCACCCACACAGACUUCUUUGUCUUCCCCGACACAGUAUUUGAGACCCGAAAACCUCAAGUGAUGAGGAUUACUGUUCUUGCCGUGGAUAAUGGGGUGCCACACAUUGUUGUUAACAAGGGUGCACAGACAUUGCGGGUGAUGGAGAGAAAUCAUUUGGGGUUUGUGAUUACCAGUAAGUCCCUUAAGGCAGAGGACAGGGACAGCAUUCAGGAUUCUGUGACUUUUAGGAUUACUGUGGCCCCAGAGCAUGGUUACCUGAUCAACCUUGGCAGAGGGAAUGCAACCGUCACCACCUUUACACAAGCGGAAAUCGAUGAUAUGAACAUAUGCUACAUUCUAAAGGAUGGGGACAACGCAACAAGUGACAUUUUCCUUUUCUCCAUCGAAGACAAAGGAGGCAACAAACUGAGAAACCAGCAGUUCAGACUUAAUUGGGCUUGGAUUUCUUUGGAGAAGGAACACUAUGUGGUGGAGGAGGAGGGGAAGUUCCUGGAGGUGGUGUUGAAACGUCGAGGCUACCUGGGAGAGACUUCGUUUGUUAGUAUUCGCACAAAGGACGGUACAGCAGUGAAGGACAAGGACUUCCGUGGAAAGGCUCAGAAACAGGUGCAGUUCAACCCGGGCCAAACCUCAGCCACUUGGAAAGUCAGAAUCCUGUCAGACAGCGAGUAUGAGGUGUCCGAGUCUUUUCAAAUUGUCCUCUCUGAGCCAGUGAUGGCUGCUCUCGAAUUCCCAGAGGCUGCAACAGUGGAAAUCCUGGACCCAGACGAUGAAUCAACAGUUUUCAUACCCUCAGCUGUGUACAACAUAGACGAGAACAUUGGUGAGCUGCUCAUACCUGUACGCAGAAGUGGGGAUGUCAGUCAAGAGCUUAUGGUUUUAUGCUACACCCAGCAAGUUUCCGCCACAGGCACUGUCCCCACCACAGUGCUGUCCUACUCUGAUUACAUCUCCAGGCCUGAGGACCAUCACAGCAUCCUGCGCUUUGACAAGGGAGAGAUGGAGAAAUACUGUCGGAUAGUGAUAAUUGAUGACUCCCUGUACGAAGAUGAGGAAAGCUUCAAUGUCACCCUUAGCAUGCCUAUGGGAGGACGCCUUGGUUCUGGGUUCCCCACAGCCAGAGUCAUAAUCAUUCCAGAUAUGGAUGACGCUCCUGUUUUCUACUUUGGAAGCACAGAAUACCAUGUGGAUGAGAGCGAUGCCUUUGUAGAGGUGCAGGUGUGGAGAACAGGCUCUGAUCUUUCUAAGGGAGGAACUGUCACAGUGCGAUCCAGAAAGACUGAUCCGCUCUCAGCUGAGGCUGGCCUGGAUUAUGUGGGGAUCAGCAGGAAUCUGGACUUUGCACCGGGCGUCACCAUGCAAACAUUUCGUGUGACCAUCCUGGAUGAUCUCGGUCAGCCAUUCCUUGAAGGGCCAGAAAAGUUUGAACUUGUACUGCGGAUGCCGAUGAAUGGAAUCCUCGGGGAGCCGAGCAAAACCACCAUUAUCAUCAAUGACUCCAUCUCUGACUUGCCCCAAGUGCAAUUCCGGCAUGCAGUGUAUGUGGGCAAUGAAAACUCAGGACAGAUCUCAGCCAUGGUGUACCGCAGUGGUGACAUAAGCUACAAGUCAACAGUCCGCUGUUACAGCAGGCAGGGGACAGCUCAGGUGAUGAUGGACUUUAAUGAAAGGCCAAACACGGAUGCGUCCAUCAUUACCUUCCUACCAGGAGAGAUUGAAAAACCUUGUUUACUUGUGUUGGUUGAUGACACGGAACAUGAGGAGGAGGAAGAGCUCCGUCUCGUCUUAGGGAGUCCCAAGAGUGAAUCUCCAUUUGGAGCAUCUAUUGGAAAGCAAAAUGAAACACUCAUUAAAAUCAAAGAUGAUGCAGACAGACCUGUUAUUAGUUUUGGAGAGAUCAAAUUUAGUGUAAAUGAACCAAAGGAGAAGGGUCAAGUCUCGGUGGUAAAGAUCUCAGUGUUGCGUGUUGGAGACACCUCUAAGGUCUCUGUUGUCCGAGUGCACACCAAAGAUGGAUCAGCUACCUCUGGGGAGGACUAUCAUCCAAUAUCUGAGGAAAUUGUGUUUAAACAGGGAGACACCAAGCACCACGUAGAGGUGGAGGUUUUAUAUGACGGUGUUAGAGAAAUGAGGGAGGCUUUCACAGUCCACCUCAGGCCUGAUGAGAACAUGGUGGCAGAAACAAAGCAGAUGAGUAAAGCCAUCAUCUAUAUUGAAGAGAGCAACAGCAUGGCGGAUGUGACUUUUCCCUCCAUUCCCAUCGUCAUCUCCCUCUUUAAUUAUGAUGACAUCGGACACAGCAGGCCCUCCCCACCUGUGGCUGGAUACCCUGUCAUUUGUGUCACUGCCUGUAACCCGAAGUAUCCAGACUACCACAAAACAGGCUCUAUCUGUGUGAGCGAGAACAUCAACAACACGUUAACACGUUAUCGCUGGCUUGUUAGCGCCCCCACUGGCCCAGAUGGUGUCACCAGCCCAAUGAGGGAGGUGGACUUUGACACUUUCUUCACCUCUUCUAAACUCAUAACUCUGGACUCAGUCUAUUUCCAGGCUGGCUCCAGGGUUCAAUGUGCAGCCAGGGCUGUGAACUCUAAUGGCGAUGAAGGCCUGGAACUCACCAGCCCCAUAGUGUCAAUCAGCACAGAUGAGGGAAUGUGUCAGCCUCGUGUUGUAGGCACAGUUGGGGCUGAGCCUUUUUCUGCCCGGCUACGAUACAGUGGAGCAGAAGAUACAGACCAUCCCAACCUCAUCAAAUUAACUGUCACCAUGCCUCAUAUUGAUGGAAUGCUACCUGUGGUCUCCACCCGACCCCUUUCUAAUUUUGAGCUGACGCUGAGCCCUGACGGGACCCGUGUCGGCCACCAUCGUUGUUCCAAUUUGCUGGACUACACUGAGGUCAAGACCCGCUACGGCUUUCUCAGUGAAGCCACCAAGAAUCCAGAGAUUAUUGGUCAGACGGCGCCCUACCAGUACAGCACCUCCCUGAGGGGAUCCAGCACUCUACGUUUCUACAGAAACCUCAAUUUGGAGGCUUGUUUGUGGGAAUUCACCAGCUAUUAUGAUAUGUCAGAGCUCCUGAGUGAAUGUGGAGGCACCAUCGGGACGGAUGGACAGGUGCUGAAUCUCGUUCAGUCCUUUGUGACCCUUCGAGUCCCACUCCAUGUCUCCUAUGUCUUCCACUCUCCUGUGGGAGCAGGAGGAUGGCAGCACUUUGACUUGCAGUCUGAGCUGAGGCUCACAUUUGUGUACGACACUGCCAUCUUGUGGAGAGAUGGUAUUGGGAGUCCACCUGAGGCUGAACUGCAAGGCGCCCUCUAUCCAACUAGCAUGCGUAUAAAUGGACUGGGGCAGCUUGUAGUUAACUUCCGUACUGAGGCUCGAUUCAGAGGGCUGUUUGUGCCUGCGCACCCAGGUUCCCCACUGACGUCCAUGGUCAUGUGUGCAGACCACCCUGGUUUAACAUUUAACCUUAGCCUUACUAGAACUGAGCCAACCUACAGCCAGCCCAUUCAACAGUGGACAUUCAUCUCUGAUUUUGCUGUGCGUGACUACUCUGGUAUGUACACGGUAAAACUGAUCCCCUGUACUUCCCCUCCAAGCUUGGAGUACACCCUUCCUCCCGUCUGCAGUCCCAGAGAGCCUCUCACUUUUGAUCUGGAUAUCCGCUUUCAGCAGGUUAGCGACCCCGUUGCUGCUGAAUUCAGUUUAAACACACAGAUGAUCCUGUUGUCUAAACGGACGCUCUGGCUCUCAGAUGGCUCUAUGGGCUUUGGACAAGAAAGUGAUACUGCUUUCUCACAAGGUGAUAUGAUUUAUGCCAGAGUGAUGGUGGAUCCAGUUCAGAACUUGGGCGACUCCUUCAUUUGCAACAUAGAGAAAGUGUUUCUGUGUACUGGUGCUGAUGGAUACGUCCCAAAAUAUAACCCAAGCAACUUUGAGUUUGGCUGCCUGGCUGAUGCUCCAUCACUGCUGUACAGGUUCAAGAUUAUUGACAAGGCCCAGCCAGAGACCCAAGCCCGUUCAUUUGGUAAUGUUGCCUUUAAUGCCUUCCUGGCAGUGGAUGACCCUGGUGCUUUAGCUCUGGUUAGACAGCCUGGAGCAGAUGGUUUUAGAAUGGAUUCUGCUGCUCUCUUUCAGGUGGCUGCGGGGAGAGAGUGGUACAUUCAUGCCAUCUAUACAGUCCGUUCCAGGGACAAUGCAAAUCGGGGAAUAGGGAAGAGAAGUCUGGAAUAUCAUGUGAUCAGCCAGGACCUAACAGGUCCUAACAAACACCAUCGUGCCAGAAGAUCUGCUAACAAUGAACCUGACAUAGUGGAUGGAAUCGGCGUGGAAAACAACCGCGGGACCAACAUCUUGCACAUCGCUUUGGACCGCAGCAGCCAGCAGAAGACAAGUCCAGAGAAGGAGAUCUUCACAGAAGGAAUCAUUCCCCGUGAACUCAACCAGAGAGACAGUGAUGACAGUCUGGUGUUAAUCAUUGGGAUCUUUGUUGGAUUGCUCCUCACUGUGCUUCUCAUCGUUUUAGUGGUUUUGCUGGUGCGAUCUAAGCAGGACAAGAAAGAAGUACCAAGGAACUCCAGCAGUACAGAACCCAUGGUCACUCAAAACCUCAACAGCAAUGACAGUUCUGAGGUCUAACACACCAAUGACUGACACUUUUUUUGUUUUGUUUUUUUAAGUGCCUCACAGUUAACUGAAAAAAAAUGUAUUAAGAUUUUUGUUUGAAGAAACACAAACUACAAAAGCUUUCAUAUUGUUCAGAAAAAACUACUUGAAUUACUGCUUCACUUCCAAAGACAGGGAGUGGAUUGAAAACUAAGGUGAUGGACGUAAUUAGCUGCUGUCUCAAAGUCCUCGUCAAGCUGUCAGCACUCACCGGCUGUUAUCGAUUGGCCUUGGCUGCCAAUUGAUCCAAAAAUAAAGUAUUAUGUUUCCGAUGGGGCUACAAGAGAACUGCUUACAUAUAAUAGCUUUGGCUGAGGAGGUCAUGAGAAACUGAAAAUCACUUUGAAGUUAUUAAGUAUAGAUUUUGUAAACACUGUUCAUAAUUAAAUUUCACACAUAAAAAAAAAAUAUCUUUUUUAUCAAGAAUGAGUUGUUUUUAGAUUGGGUGUGCUUCAGACUUUCCCAGGACUUUGAGGUUUUAAUAUGUAAAAUAUUUGUCUGGUGUGGUCAACAAAACUUACAAGAAAACAUUUCGAUGAACAUUUUAGUGUUUCUGUCUGUGCAUGCUUUUAAGUUCUGUAUUUUAAGAUGUCUAACGGCUAAUUUGACAUGAAUUUGUGAGAAAUGUGUCUGACCUGCUGUUUUCUACCACAUUCACACUGUAUAUUCUAAUGUUUAUCCAUAAUUAAUUGUUUGCAUUUCUCUUGAUCUUUUGCGGUUGAAACACUGUAAAAAAUUAGCACAUGGCACUAAAUCAAAGAAGAGCAUUUUUUGGUAUUAGAGAAGAAUUAAGACAGCUGGUCUGCAGUCUACAGCUUAUUAUACUAACGGUUUAAAGAGAAUACAUUUUACACGCUUGACAGAAAAACUUGUACACUUUAUUAGUAUCACUGGUAGAGAUUCGUAGAUUACUGUGGCUCUAAAGCUUUGUGUCAGCUUUGCUGUUUAGUUAUUUUUAAUCAUAUUUCACAUAAAGUGAAUCAAAUACUUCCCUUAAAUCCCUUUUUUACAAAUGAUUAUGUUAAGUUAUUUUCAGUACGUCUUUUUAGGCACACAUUUAUGCCUUUUCUUUUUGCAAUUAACUUUUAUUUGAACAUAUAUGUGUUAUAAACAUGGUGACAUUUCCAUUGAAACAUGCUCUAUUGUUUAAACUUUGUUAUCUUUGGCCUUCAUUACCAUAUCCUGUCUGCCGCAAAAGCUGAUUACCUCUGCGUUACUUAUUUUAUAAAUGCUUCGUCAUCUGCAGUUAAUUUUGAGAUUGAAAACUGUUCUAUGCAACAUUUAGUCUAAUACCUUUAUUAAAUAUCACUGUUUAUUUUCUUUGUUUUGCAAUCAUACUGCUACCUUACAUUUAACCUUGUAUCUACGUCUUGUGGUUGUUUAGCACAUGCUCUGAGUGCAUUCAAAGAGUUUUAUGUAUUUAUGUAUAUAAAUAUCCCGGAUUUUACAUAUUGAUGUACCAUUUGGAAGUUUUGGGAAUGGUUAUUGUUAUAAAAGGCAUACUGUAUGUGCUGUAAGAAUUUGUAACAUAGACCUGAAAUUCAACAUGGUCUGCAAAUAAAAUAAUUU